Molecule: messenger RNA, 1629 nt
Organism: Paramecium tetraurelia
Lineage: Eukaryota; Ciliophora; Oligohymenophorea; Peniculida; Parameciidae
Exons: 4
Source: RefSeq, a predicted model, not a curated record
AUGUUAAUAUUGGUUCUAUUACCCAUAAUCUACUUGGGGUAUACAUAAGAGCAAUGCCAAGUCAAGAAUCAAUAAAUAUCAUUUUUCUUUUCUACCUAAGAAACAUUUGAGUGGAACUUAAAAGAUUUAUUCACAGGAUCCUAUUUGAAUUACACCUUAACCUCAAAGUAACCCUUCUUUACUUUGAAGAAACCUAUACAUUAAGAAUAUACACCUAAAACAUUGAUAGAAGGGAUAUCAAAAAUUGCUGCCAUUUAGGCUAGAACAGAAUAAAACUAAAGAGUAUGGCUAAAUCAAUUUGCCUUUAUUGAAAAAAGUGUAAAUUCAUUAUCUAUUUUUUAUGCUUAAGGUACUUAAGGAGAUUAUAAACCGCCCAAUUUUAAUUAUAAAAUAGUUUUUUCCCAAAACUAAGAUAUUUAGUGUUUAAAUUUAGAAUACUUAAAUGAAACAUCGUUUUUAGCUGAUUGCUAUAAUGCUAUAAAAAAUCCUAUAUUAAACUACUUUUAUAUUAUUGAAAAAUCGGGUGCUGUCAGAAACAUCAGCAAUCAAAAUUAUGAUGUCUAAAAUAUCAUCACAAAAAGAAUAACUAAAGUAAUACCUUUUGUUGACAGCAAAAAGAAUAAUAUCAAAUUGCUGUUUAGAUCAACACCAGCCUAUGCAACUGGAUCAGAUUUAAAGACAAAUUCAUAAAUUGAAAUUUACAACAUUUCUACAUUAUUUUUAGUUAACUAAUUAACAGCACGUGAUAUCGGAACACUAUUGAAAGUUGAUGAUCCUUUCAAAUAUAAAUUUAGUUUGAUAGACUUUGAUAUAUUUUCAGAUGGAAAGCUUUAUAUAUUAACUGCAUUUGAUGGCAUCAUAAUUUUAUAAAUAGAUUAAGCUCUUGGCUUUACUUUAAUAGAUAGGAUAUAACUUUAUAACGAUGUAAGAGAAUUUGAUGUUGGCCAUUUUUUGUCCGAAGAUGGGUCUCUUGUAGAGACUAUUGGAGUAUUAUUCUAAAGCAAGGCUGAAGUUUAUGAAAAUAGAAUUUUCAAGAAUUCUUACUCAUUAGAUUUUGCCUCAUAAUACACUACUUUAUUGAAAAUAUCGUAAGAACUAUUGAUAAUUUAAAAUAAAGGAAAAACUUACUUGAUCAAUACUUAAACCAAAGAUUUGAUUCAUAAAGAAGUACUUGAAGGUAUUUAAGGAAUAUUAAUCAAUUAAUACAUGGAAGAACUUAUUUAUGUUACAUAAAUUGAUGCCAGAAGAUUCGCUUUAUCUAGUGGAAAGCUAAGAUUUAAAUCAGGAGAUUUGACUGCAGCAAGGGAUGUCACCACUAUUACUGCAUUUGAUGAACUUGGUUAUUAAUGUUAAGUUUAAUUAAAUUAUCGAGUCAUAAAUUAAUAUGAUUCAGUAUUAUACGCAGUCCAAGAAUUAGAUAUAUCGAAUGUAUUUGUUGAUUAUCCCUUCUGGACUCCAUUUUAAAUGCCUGUAUCAGGGCCAAACGUCUAAGUUAAUUCUUCGAACCACAAACUCAGCAACACUAUUAAUCAAGUAAGGAGGCUCAAUUAAUGCGGAAUCAAUAUAUUCUUAAAUUCCAUUAGCAAAAUCAUCAAAAUUUGUCAAAUUGAUUAGUUUAGAUAAGGAUGA